AAUCGGCCUACAUGUUGUUAUUGUGCAGUUAAACAUUUGAAACGAUAAUAACGAUGUAUCUUUCUUAAUAAUACUUAAUUAUAUUAUCAAAACACCCAUUUCCACUCACAGCGUUUGUUAGCAUUAUUUUAGUUUUGAAAGAUCGGAAACGCAUAGUUAUUAUCAGUGCUAGCUUGGUUUAGCUCCCGACAAGAGUUUUGUGGUUUGUGGAAUGUUUGGUUUACCAGAAGUAGACGGGCUGAUAGAGAAAGUAACUUUGUGCUGGUCUAACUCUUCGUUAUAACUUUCUCCCACCGAAGAAGGGAGAAAAGGACCUAUGAAACUGGUUUAGUUAGGUUUUAUUUAAAGUCACUUCGGAACAAAAAGGAAUAGCGAGCCCAGAAGUGGAUCCGGUUGCAUUAGGUUAUCAUUCAACAUCUUCAAAACUGUUUUUCCAGUUAGCUAGUUGAGUUUCAGUAAAGCCAAUGCUUUUGCCAUUCUGGAAAAAAGACGCAAAAUGUCUCUUCUGAUAUUUCAUGGUUUCCAUGUGAUGGUGUGAGGAUGGGUCAGGGUAGUGUCGGCAGUGGCUGCAGCCCUGGAGGCUGAUGAAGCCGCUCCACCGGCCAGUCAGGAUGCACAUAGCUUCAGUGGGUGUCAGCAAGUUCUGCUUCCUGUUCUCCCUGGCGUUCUGCGGCCUGCUGCUCCUGCUCAUCCCGGCCCUCAAACCCCCAACCCGCACGCUGGACCUGCCCCAGCCCCGGCCACAAGUCCGCCCUGCACCGGAGGACCCAUCUCACCGUGUGCGGUCUCCAGGAGGUUCAGACCAUUCAGAUGAAAAUGACUCAGCAGGGUGGGGCAGACCCAUCCAAACUGAAGGGAUCACAAAGGAGAUCCACGGUCCCAAGAGAGGGACGGACUCCAAAGAAGGAGAACUCGCUGGGGGAAAGGGUGGUAGAGUUUCAGGGUCCAGGUCAAGGGACCUGUUGGAGUUAAAGGACAUUUUUAUUGCAGUGAAGACUACCAGGAAGUACCACAAGUCCAGACUGGAACUGCUGAUCCAGACGUGGGUUUCCCAAGCUAAAGAACAGACCUACAUAUUCACUGACGGGGAAGACAAGGAGCUCCGCACGAGGACAGGAGCGAACAUCAUCAACACUAACUGCUCAGCAGCACACACCCGACAGGCUCUGUGCUGCAAGAUGUCUGUGGAGUACGAUAAAUUCAUCGAGUCUCAGAAAAAGUGGUUCUGCCACGUGGAUGAUGAUAACUACGUGAUCCUGCCCAGCCUGCUGCAGCUGCUCUCCUCCUACCACCACAGCCAGGACGUGUACCUGGGCCGGCCCAGUCUGGAUCAUCCCAUCGAGGCUGCAGAGAGGGUCAAGAGUGACGGAUCGGUGUCGGUUAAGUUCUGGUUUGCAACAGGUGGAGCAGGUUUCUGUAUCAGCAGAGGCCUGGCCCUGAAAAUGAGCCCAUGGGCCAGUUUGGGGAAUUUCAUCAGCACAGCAGAGAAGAUCCGGCUGCCAGAUGACUGUACCAUCGGCUACAUCAUCGAGGCGCUGCUGGAGGUGAUGCUAACACAUACACACCUCUUCCACUCGCACCUGGAGAACCUGCAGAAGCUGCCCACCGACACCGUGCUGGAGCAGGUGACUCUUAGCUUCGGAGGCUUUGAGAACAGAAGAAAUGUGGUUAGCGUUGCUGGGGGCUUUUCACUCUUUGAAGACCCCACAAGGUUUAAAACAGUGCACUGCCUUCUGUAUCCAGAUACUAACUGGUGUCCAAAACUCCAACAUCGCCACACAACCUGAAAGCCUCAGUGUUUCCAUCCUGCAGCACUGACUCCUGCUACACAUUUAUCCCACUGCCAUGUUUGAUAUAUGCUACAAAAAGUUCUGAAAGUCGUGUUACAGUAUAUGAAGGAUUCUGCAGUAUUAUCUAGUUCCCUGCUCCGUUUCUGAUGGCAUGGAGUGUUCAAUUGAAACCUAGGCCUUACUGUCACCUACAAACCACUGACUUUUGAUGUGAGUCAACACUUUUCUUUGACUGUUGAUGUUACCCUGAAGUCAAUGUAAAUCAGUCUAGUUUCUUUAGAAUUAAAUAUUGUUGAGGUACUUCUAAAGGAGUCUGAUUGAGAUGACCUGAGAUUAUCAUAAUGGUUUGGACUCAAAUCUUCAUAUUCUGCAUGGGCGGGCACACGUUUCUUUUGUUGCUGUUCCAAUUGGUUGCCUUCAUUUUUUCAGCCAAAUAUCUCAUUGUAUUAGCCCCAUCAUUAUGGUUUUACACUACUUUGUCACUUCCUGUUUGUUCCUGUCUGUAGUUACAUGUUGCAGUGUAAAUAUGAUCAUUAUGUAUUCUGUUUAGGUUGUAGUUUUAGCUCUGCAUGCGCUUCUUUAAGGCAGAGAUAUUUGGUUUGUUGGAGUUAGUGGAGCCAGAUAUUUCAACCACAUCCAUGACAUUUGGUGUGGACAUUCAUGGUCCCCAUUGGGUCCCCUGACCUUUUGUUGUGCAGGGUCAGCUAGUCAAAGUUUCCUGCUGACCAACCCUUUGGCACGAAUUAGGUAAAAGAUCUAGAACAAGAGGUAAAAUGGAGAUUUUUAAACUUGCAAUCGCUCUUAAAUGUACACUGUGUUAAUACUCAGACUUUUCAACUACAGCCAUUGUAAGUUUAUGAGCAAAACACAACGAUUAUGACAGCCUCCUCAGCUGGUCUUUGGUUGAAUGCUAAUUAAUAUCUGAGCCAACACUUUCUUUGAUUUAUUAUUGAACCCUGUUAGCACUAGCACGAGCAUUAGCUAUACUUCCUGGGAUCACAUAUACAGUCAAACAAACAUAAACCGAAACAGCUCAUCAUCUCAUGCAGUUAAGAAUCAAGAAUGACAUGAAAACAAAGAUACAGGCACAGUUCAAUUGUUACUCUAAGGCUGAAUAUUUGAACCGUGCAUGCUAAACAUCAUCAAGAUAGCAUUAGCAUUUUGAGCGUUAGCAUUUAAUCUGCAGCCUCAGAUUAGAUGCUUAGUCAUGUUGCCUUGCUAGCUGCAGUCAUACUGUUUCACUGAGUUUUGACACCAUCUCUGUGAUGUUGACCACUGUUACUCAUUUCAGGCUUCAGGUUUGCCUCUUAGCUGACUUGAACCCUGACAAUUAAUUGAAUCCUCAACUUUGAUCUUCCAGUCCUCUACAAAUCCCAAAGCUCCCUAAUACAAGCAUGCUUUGCUUACUGCAAUUACUCUUUGGUUCCACCCACUCCAGAGACAACAUUUCUGCUUGUAAAAAGUAUUUCUCUAAAACACUCGACUACCUUUUUUGCACACAAGACUAGAAUCCAAAAUCCAGAGCAUGUGUUCCACUGCAGGUCGGUGGAGAGAGUGUUUUUAUAAACCCUUUACCACUGAUGUAUUAUUGUGUUUCAAUAACAAUAAAAAACGUUCUGCAUUGUCAAA
Messenger RNA from Eleginops maclovinus (Patagonian blennie), 3419 nucleotides. RefSeq names its product RFNG O-fucosylpeptide 3-beta-N-acetylglucosaminyltransferase (gene rfng). The record is from RefSeq and is a predicted model, not a curated record. Gene Ontology annotation, biological process: regulation of Notch signaling pathway. Lineage: Eukaryota; Metazoa; Chordata; Actinopteri; Perciformes; Eleginopidae. The transcript has 9 exons. Bases 585 to 1787 code for a protein of 400 amino acids. Gene Ontology annotation, cellular component: membrane. Gene Ontology annotation, molecular function: O-fucosylpeptide 3-beta-N-acetylglucosaminyltransferase activity.